This is a messenger RNA of Syzygium oleosum, 660 nucleotides long. RefSeq lists its product as uncharacterized. The transcript is spliced from 2 exons. Bases 1 to 660 code for a protein of 219 amino acids. The record is from RefSeq and is a predicted model, not a curated record. Lineage: Eukaryota; Viridiplantae; Streptophyta; Magnoliopsida; Myrtales; Myrtaceae.
AUGAUCAUACCAAGACUGUUAUCCUUCCUCAAGCACAAUAUAUAUGACUGGCAAAAUCUCAGACUACAAGAUUUUAAAUCAGUGUCUGACUAUAACUCCGCUUUAUUUGAUAUUGUUUCUCGGCUUGAGUUAUGCGGUAUCAAACUCACUGAUGCGGAACUGUUAGAGAAAACUUUCUCCACCUUCCAUGCUUCGAAUAUUGUAUUGCAACAGCAAUACCGGCAGCGUCAAUUUGCCACAUACUCUGAAUUAAUUUCUGUGCUCCUCACUGCUGAGCAAACUAAUGAAUUUCUGCUCAAAAAUCAUGAUCUUAGACCUGCUGGCUCAAAAGCAUUGCCUGAAGCACAUGCUAACUCUGAGAAAAUUACUGGCCAUUUUAAGGGCUACAAGCGCAGACAAGAAUAUAAUCCUCGAAGGGGUGGCAGGAAAUUUAACCGCCCUAGGAAAUCUAACUUUGGCCCGAAUCAUGACAAAGAAAAGAAGUCAAAGAAUGCAUCUUUAAAAAAUACGGGCAAGCGUGGUGAAUCUCACGUCAUUGAAAUUAAUCCUGCUGCCUUAACCACUGUUGAGGCCAACAAUAUCUCUGUUGGUGGGACUCCUCUUGCUCCUGAAGUAGCAAAUGCAUCCCUGGAUGUCUCUGAUUUCUUUGAGGACCUCUGA